GUUGAACAUUUCCUAAUUCGAUCUAAAUCCUCUGAAGAAAAAAUCUAUGAAGAAGUUAGCGAGAAGAUGGCGGAGAACUCGUGGCGACGGCGAAGAUGAUGAUGAUGAUAAGCUCGUCCUUCCUACUUUUGACGACAUCGAUUCUCGGCCUAUCGAUACUCAAGAGCAAGAAGAGUACGUCAGGUCGCUCGAAGAAGCUCACGCUCAGCAAAGUCGUCAAUGGAAGAGCAUGUUCGCGGUUCUUCUGGUUUGCUACGGAGCUUUCCUCUUCUACUCCAGUUUUCAGCAGUUCAUGUCACCGUGGGAGCUGCGGUAUCAUGCCUACUUCAUGGAAGAUCUUAAUUCAUGGAUGGUCAUUUCAGCUGAGUGGAUUGCCAUCAUGGCUUGCUGCCUCUCAAUUGUCGGGCUACUAGACAAGAAGAAUGAUCAUGGACGGUGGUUCUGGUACUCUUGUGUUCCUGGAUCUGCAUUGGCCAUCUUUUGGCUUUAUUACUUGCUCAGGCUUCCGAAGUUCCGGUGGGAUGUUAUCUGGCUUCCUUUUGGCCCCCUUUGCGGAGCUGGAAUUUGUCUAUACGUGGAUCAUCUACUGGAGGAAUCAUCUGAAGAAGUGAAAAAACUAAGGAACUAUAUGUAUGCAUAUAAAGCAAGGUAGAGAUAAAAAAAAAGUCAUUCCAAUACACUUGAGAGUAAAUCUGUGAUGGCAACAGUGCAAGUUUUGACUAAAAACAGAAUGUUUCUGAAUAAUCUCUCAUUAUUGAUGCAAAGCUAUAUCUUCCAUGUCAAUCAUGAGAGAUUUGUCUAUAACUUUGUUUCUGUUAUCUCUGUUGUGAGUAAGAAACAUGGUUUUGUU
Messenger RNA from Brassica oleracea var. oleracea, 850 nucleotides. RefSeq lists its product as uncharacterized. The record is from RefSeq and is a predicted model, not a curated record. NCBI's taxonomy places the organism in Eukaryota, Viridiplantae, Streptophyta, Magnoliopsida, Brassicales, Brassicaceae. The transcript has 7 exons. Bases 47 to 652 code for a protein of 201 amino acids.